CGAGUAGAGAGGGGAAAGGUGCCUUUAGGGACUGCCAUCUUCGUGGGCUUGCGAGCAUUCGUUCAUCUGUGGCAAAGGCAACUUCUUCUUCACUCUCCUCUUCCCGAAAUUGCCCUCAGGCUCGGGCUGUCGUCGCCAGCAGCACCGCCGGCUGGUGGCCUUCCUCUCCCGGGAACAGGAAUGACGCCGUAUCCAAGCUUGAUUUGGGCGCUCUCGAUCGGAUCACCAGCCAAACAUGUAAACUGGGCCAGUGUUCAUGGCAAUGUACCCAUAUUACUGGGGCCAGUGGUGGUAAUCGGCCUCCUCAACAACGCCGUUAAAUCCUGGAACACUCUGGCAUUUGACGCACCCAUGUGAAAAGAGGAUAUAUUAUGAUCCUUGGAGUGUCUACAUCGGUACGGGCCUGUUUGUGAUCGGCAUCCUUACCAAUACAGUUGGGGAGAUCCAACGCAAAUGGUACAAGGGCCAUCCCAAGAACGAACGCAAGAUCUAUAGCGGCGGUGUCUUUUCAGUUUUCCGCCCUGCAUCGUCCUUAGGCUGGAAC
Messenger RNA from Capronia coronata CBS 617.96, 544 nucleotides. RefSeq lists its product as uncharacterized. The transcript has a single exon. The record is from RefSeq and is a predicted model, not a curated record. Lineage: Eukaryota; Fungi; Ascomycota; Eurotiomycetes; Chaetothyriales; Herpotrichiellaceae. The annotation marks the transcript as partial.